AUGUCUGCGAGCGCCGUUUACGUUUUGGAUUUGAAAGGAAAGGUGCUGGUAUGCCGGAACUACCGUGGCGAUGUGGACAUGUCCGAAAUCGAGCAUUUCAUGAACCUCCUGAUGGACAAGGAGGAGGAGGGGACGCUGUCUCCCAUCCUGGCCCACGGCGGGGUGCGCUUCAUGUGGAUCAAGCAUAAUAACCUCUACUUGGUUGCCACAUCGAAGAAAAAUGCCAGCGUUUCCUUGGUUUUCUCCUUUUUGUACAAGAUUGUGCAGGUUUUCUCCGAGUAUUUCAAAGAACUGGAGGAAGAGAGCAUCCGGGAUAACUUUGUCAUCAUUUACGAGCUGAUGGACGAGUUGAUGGACUUUGGCUACCCGCAGACCACCGACAGCAAGAUUCUGCAAGAGUAUAUAACUCAGGAGGGGCACAAGCUGGACACAGGUGCACCCCGCCCACCCGCCACUGUCACCAACGCUGUUUCAUGGCGUUCGGAGGGCAUCAAGUACAGGAAAAACGAAGUCUUCUUGGAUGUCAUCGAGUCAGUCAAUCUCCUGGUCAGUGCCAAUGGCAACGUCCUGCGCAGCGAAAUCGUCGGCUCCAUUAAGAUGCGCGUCUUCUUAUCCGGAAUGCCCGAGUUGCGCCUGGGCCUCAACGACAAGGUUCUGUUUGAAAACACUGGACGCGGCAAGAGUAAAUCUGUGGAGUUGGAAGACGUCAAAUUUCACCAGUGCGUCCGCCUGUCACGCUUUGAGAAUGACCGCACUAUCUCCUUCAUCCCACCCGACGGCGAGUUUGAGCUCAUGUCAUACCGCCUUAACACUCACGUGAAGCCGCUAAUCUGGAUUGAAUCAGUCAUCGAGAAGCACUCUCACAGUCGCAUUGAGUACAUGAUUAAGGCCAAAAGCCAGUUCAAACGGCGCUCCACUGCCAACAACGUGGAGAUCCACAUUCCUGUGCCAACAGACGCCGACUCUCCCAAAUUUAAGACCACGGUUGGCAGCGUCAAGUGGGUUCCAGAGAACAGCGAGAUUGUCUGGUCCAUCAAGUCCUUCCCCGGCGGCAAGGAGUAUCUGAUGCGGGCUCACUUCGGCCUUCCGAGCGUGGAAGCGGAAGAUAAGGAAGGGAAGCCCCCGAUCAGCGUCAAAUUUGAGAUCCCCUACUUCACCACUUCGGGCAUCCAGGUGCGUUACCUAAAGAUCAUCGAGAAGAGCGGCUAUCAGGCUCUGCCUUGGGUGCGCUACAUCACCCAGAAUGGAGAUUAUCAGCUCCGAACGCAGUAAGGCAACGCCUCAGCCGGGGCGGGAGGAAGCCGGGUGGCGGCGGCGGCAGCGGCUAAUGAGCCGCCGUUGACAGUCGUCAGUCAAGAGACAGCUGAGGACCGACUUCUUUUUUAUCAUUUUCCAGCCAAUGCAAAAUAUUAGACGCGGAGUUCGUACAUCGAUGGAAAGAUGGUUUUUUACUGUGCGGCCAACUAAAGCAGGAAUCAUGUUUACACUCUGUCAUCAUCAAUAGGUCAAAAACGUCACACGCCUGAUUGUUGAUUCUUUUUCUGUAUAUAUGUGCGACAUAUCAAUGAGGUCAGUGUUAUUAGUUACAAGUGAGCCGAUCAGUAUGUCUCUAUGUUACAGUGCCAUCCGCUUUGCCCUGUUUUGCCUGCUUUCAAACACGCGGAAAGUAAAGCAGAGCUUUCAUACGGCGCUCGCACGGUGAUUCCGUAUCUAUAACUCUAUGUAACCACAUCUUGUAAAAUCAUUAAAUGUAUAUUCAGAGAAAAUA
This is a messenger RNA of Syngnathus acus (greater pipefish), 1768 nucleotides long. RefSeq names its product adaptor related protein complex 1 subunit mu 1 (gene ap1m1). Bases 1 to 1272 code for a protein of 423 amino acids. Gene Ontology annotation, cellular component: clathrin-coated vesicle; clathrin adaptor complex. Lineage: Eukaryota; Metazoa; Chordata; Actinopteri; Syngnathiformes; Syngnathidae. Gene Ontology annotation, molecular function: clathrin-cargo adaptor activity. The record is from RefSeq and is a predicted model, not a curated record. The transcript is spliced from 12 exons. Gene Ontology annotation, biological process: intracellular protein transport; vesicle-mediated transport.